Didymodactylos carnosus is the source of this 3715-nucleotide messenger RNA. Lineage: Eukaryota; Metazoa; Rotifera; Eurotatoria; Philodinida; Philodinidae. The record is from the annotation of a GenBank genome assembly.
ACUUUAGAAAAACUCUAUUUUCUAUUAGUACAUCUAUAAAGUGAAUGAUUGAGUGGAUGAAUUUAUUCACGUAAAGUGAAACACCAUCCUUCCUGAAUCUGCUGAUUUCAAAAUGCAUCUUUAUUGCGGCUAAUAGUUGUUUCCUGUACAAACGUGUCGAGAACGAGAAAAAAUGCUUUCAAUUUUUUUUCACGUUUUGCGUUAAAAAUCGAAGUUGUGGGGAUCGACGUGGGGGGGGGGGCGCGGGCCCACCAAAAAAAAGAAAAUGUAAUAGAUAGUAUAAAAGAAAAAAUAAAAUAAAAUUCAAAGAUAAACACAGGAUGGUUCAAAAGUUAAUUUGCCAAGAUAAGCAAGAAUAAAUUCUAAAAAAUUCACUAAAAUAAAAAAUACUCCUAUGGAAAAUCGACUAUUUUUUCGAUUUUAAAUCGAUAAAAUGAAAUUUGAUCCUCCCACUCCAAAAAUCCUGGCUACGUCACUGAUUUAGCGUUGACACUCUACAGCAUUAUUCAUCACAUAUGAUAUCAAACACAUUUUUCUUGCUCAUUACUAUAGAUACAGUGUUGAUAGAAACGAAUUGACCUUUCGUGAACUUUCAACCACUUAUCUGUCAACCUUACGAUACUCUAAAAUUAGAUUUUUAUCAUGGUUUUAAAUCAAGUUCUUUCUUGACUAACUCGUUGUUGUCAUUAUUUCAUAGAAUAUAAUGUAUAUGUUUCAAUAGUACAAGAAAUCAUACUCAUUACUAUUAUAUUUUAAAUAAUUGUUUCGUCUAGUAAUAAACGUGUUGGUUAUAUUUCUGUUUCGGUCAAUGAUUAAUUUGUGCAAAAGUGUGUAUGAUUUGAUUAUGGCAAGUGAAAGUAUCCAUCACAUAUAAAAUAUUCAUUCAUAAUCGUAUUAUUAACUCUAUCUAUAUUUAUAAUACGCCUAAUGAUCCUAUGUUGAAAGCUAAAGGGUGAAUAUAUAUAUAUAUAUAUAUACAUGUCUAAAGACAAAUUAAUAAAUGAUAACAGCAAUAGAGAAUUGCUAUCAUUGUAUGUGUGUAUUAUUCUAUUUCUCAACAUCAAUAAGUCAACUUAUGAAUACAAAUAGAAUGUGUUGAUAUUCAAUGAAAAGAAAAGUGUUGUAGUUUUAUCUAAAUAAAUAAUGAGAAUUGAUUAUAUAUAUCGUAAAUAAUACGAGCUAGUACAGUUAGAGAGACACCCGAAGUAUGGUAUAUACUCAUAGUAGAUAAUAGUGUAAGUAGAAAAGCGUGCAGUUUUACAUUCAAAUCAAUUCUAUGAAUUUUUAAUCACCGAAAAGUAUCUAAAAUGUCGUUUCACUUGUAUAAAGUAGAUCAAAACGAAAGAUCCUAUAUAUUUAUGAGUUCAAAAAAAGAAAAAAGAUCGUACAGUAUUGAAUUUUCUCAUCCAACCUCUAUUUUAAAUGAAACUUGAACAAUUUAAAUUUGCUUGUGUCUAAUUCAUCACAUUUUUUUGUCAGAAAUAUCCCCGUAACAUAUAUUAUUAUUAUUAUUAUUAUUAUUACUUGUUUCAAAGGUUCAAAAAUCUGGUAUACUUCGUCGAACAAUUGAUUAUAUUCGUCAAUUAGAAUCAACAAAUCGACGUUUAGAAGAAGAAAAUUCAACAUUAAAAACAAUUUUGAAACGAUUAAAUUUGACAAAUGGUGAUUUUACAGCAAAAAUUUCAGUUGUAUCUCCUUCUGACAAUCAUUCAAAUGAAGCAACAGUUCAACAAAAUCCUACACCACCACCAUCAUCUAGUUGUGAUUCGGCUGAUUCAUCGUCAUCAACAAUUAAUUCAGGUAGUGAAGAUAGUGAAAUAUUUAGUCCGGCACCCAAACGUCAAAAACGUCGUGGCAUGGUUAAUGGUUCCCGAUUAGUCUUCUGUUGUUUUAUGCUUUGUAUACUUAUAACAAAUCCAUUUAGUUAUUUACUCAAUAGUUUACAAUCAUCAUCUAGUAAUAUAAAUGAUGAAAAUUUAGUUGGAUCACAUAUUGUACCAAGAACACUUCAAGAAAUUAGUGGAGAAGAUGGUUCAUCUGAUCUUCUUAUAUCAUCCUGGCGUACAAUCGUUGCAUGGAUUUUAAACAUAGCAGUUGUUUUAUGUUGUCUAAUCAAAUUAUUUGUGCAUGGUGAACCAAUUAUUCCAACAUCAGAACUAAAUGAAUAUUAUGCAAGAAAAAAGAAAGCUGAUCAUUAUAUGGCAGAGAAUCAACUAUAUGCUGCACGUCAAUGUUAUCUUCAAUGUUGUCAGACAUUAUAUCAUCCUAUUGAUAAUCAUUUAUUAGAUUAUUUAUCUUCUAUUACAUGGCAAAUGACUCGUUUUAUGGUAAAUCAAUUAUUUGUUGGUCGUUGGUUAACAUUUUGGUCUGGUUGGUCAAAAUCUAUAGAUACACGAGAUUGUAAUCGUGAAUUAGCUCUAUGUUAUUAUCAAUUAUUGAAAAUUGAAUUUAUGUUAAAUGAUCAACCACAUAAACAUUUAUGUCUAUUUAAUCUUAUGUUAUGUUUAUUGAAUACAUCAUUUAGUGCUGGAAAAAAAUUAGAAAUAACUAUUCGUAUUGAAAUAUAUUUAUUUUCUAUAUUAAUAAUAAAAUAUUUAUUUGAAAAAUUAUCAUUACCAUUAAUUCAUAUUGGUAUGAAACGAAAUCAAUAUUGGGUUUAUUUAUCAAAAAAUGAUGAUUAUACUUGGUUAUUAGAUUCUGAUAAUGUAUUAGAGUUUAUAACAAUAACAAAUAAUGAAAAUAAAUAUUCAUUUAGUUCUUCAAUCGAAAGAGGAAAAUAUAAAUAUUUAAAUAAUCAAAUGAUAAGAUGGAUUCAUGAUAAAUAUAAUGAUUAUGUUUUACAUGAAAAUGUUAUGAAAUUAUUAUUAAAAGAUGGUACAGGACAAACAAUGACAAUAUUUGAUAAAAAAGAAUUUAAAAAUAUAACACAAUUACAAUGGUGGCAACAUAUUAUAGAAUUAAUUAAAUGUGUUCGAGGUGAAUAUGAUAUAAAUGAAUUAGUAUCAACAGAUCAUAUAAGAUACAAUAGAAGUAUUCAAUAUACAAUAAAAAAUAAAAUAACAAUUUAUGAUUUUGUUAGUUCAAAAAAUAUAAUUGAUGAAAAAUUUAUUUCAAUUGGAGAAUGUUUACAUGAUAUUCUGUUGAUGUUAAAUGAUACCGAACAGCCAAAUAUAACAUAUUUAUUUCAAAAACUUGCUCGUAUUAGUAAAAUGGUAACAGACGAUAUUUAUAAUGAUAAUGAAUUAAAUUUGAGUUGUAUGGCAUUAUUUAUUGACGCUAGUUUAUCCAUACGUUUACGAUUAUUGAGUGCAGGAGAAACAACAUCAUCAACAUCCGUAUAUUUGGAAGAUUUUCAAAAUGAAUUAAAUAUUUAUAAACAUUGCACUGAAACAAUGAAUUUAUCAAAACAACGGUUGUAUUUAUUCGAGUCCAUAUUUCGUGUUCAAUCCGGGUUAAAUCCAUUUGCGAGUCAAACAUUACUUGAACGUUCAUUAAACUUGAAUUCAAAAGAAAAAUAUGAAGAUUCUUCAUCAUUAACAAAUGUCGAUGUCAUAUCAGCAUUAUUAUUAUUUUGUCGUAUAUUACCAUCAGCAGCAUUUCGUUAUCGAUUUAUAUUGCAGCAAGCAUCAGCAACAUUUAAUAAACAUGUUUCAAAUGAUCAACGUCGACUUUUUCAACAAUGUCAAAUUAUACUUCGUCAGCCAUAUUUUACUUU